Molecule: messenger RNA, 3600 nt
Organism: Purpureocillium lilacinum
Lineage: Eukaryota; Fungi; Ascomycota; Sordariomycetes; Hypocreales; Ophiocordycipitaceae
Product: condensin complex subunit
Biological process (GO): mitotic cell cycle; mitotic chromosome condensation; meiotic chromosome condensation
Cellular component (GO): nucleus; condensed chromosome, centromeric region; condensin complex
Molecular function (GO): histone binding
Source: RefSeq, a predicted model, not a curated record
AUGGCGACAAUCAACUUCGACAUCAACGAUGCGCUCAAGCACUACAUGUCGGAUCCGACCACGAUCCCGACGCCAGAGGCCGACGGCGCGCUUUUCGACUGCGAAAACGACCCCGAGGCCCUCACCAACCCCGUCAUCAACCCCAUCCUCAACCCCAUUGUCGAUGCCGUCGCCGACAACCCCGACGCCAUCAUGCGCGCGUCCAACAUGGACUCGCUGCAGUUCCUUCUCAAAUACACGCAGUUCCUGCCGACGCACGCUCUCAGCAAGGUCUUCGAUCUGGUCAUGAGCGGCCUCAGCGCAGAGACCGACACCAUCCACAACGACAUCGACUCGCCCGACGAGCAGGAUGCUGUUCCCCACCAUAAGCAGCUGCUCGAGAUCUAUGGCUUCCUCCUCCAGUGGACGAUCGCCGCCGUCGAGACAAAGGCCGCCGAGAAGUCGUCUGCUGCGCCCGCGGCCAGAGGUCGUGGCAAGCCCAAGAAGGGUACCACCAGGGAUGACUCCUGGGACUCCGCGACACAGCUUCAGUCGGCGCUCGACAUCAUGUGCAAGGUGCUGAAGCUGAAGCUGUCCAAGAUCUUCCUCACGACCAGCGAGAGAGACACCUUCGUCGGCCUGCUCACCCGGCCCGUCUACAUGAUCCUCGAGAGCGAGCAGCGCACCAAGGCGACGCUCAUCAGGAUGCACUGCUUCAAGGUGCUUUGCAUGGCCGUCAAACACCACGGUCAUGGAUACGCCGCGCAGAUCAACGUGAUCCAGAACCUCACGUACUUUGAGCACCUCUCCGAGCCCAUGGCCGAGUUCAUGCACAUUCUCGCCGAGACCUACGACUACCCGCAGCUGGCCGACGAAGUCCUGCGCGAACUCAGUAACAAGGAGUUCAACUCCAAUGACACGCGCGGGCCCAAGUCGGUCUCGGCCUUUAUCGCUAAGCUAUCGGAGCUGGCUCCCAGGCUGGUAAUCAAGCAAAUGACAAUGCUGGCGAAGCAACUCGACAGCGAGUCGUAUACGCUUCGCUGCGCCCUCAUCGAAGUCUGCGGCAACAUGAUUGCCCACCUCAGCAAGCAAGAUGAGCGCAGCGAGAAUCACAAAUCGCAGCUCAAUGCCUUCUUCGACGUCCUCGAGGAGCGCUUCCUCGACAUCAACCCCUACUGCCGCUGCAGGACGCUGCAGGUCUACGCGAAGCUGUGCGACCUCGAACAAAAGUUCCCCAAACGGCGGCAGAAGGCGGCCGAGCUGGCGUGCCGCAGCCUCGAAGACAAGAGCAGCAAUGUGCGCAGGAACGCCAUCAAGCUUCUUGGCUCACUCAUCAAGACCCAUCCCUUCACCGUCAUGCACGGCGCCCAACUAUCUCGAAAGGAGUGGCAGGAUCGCCACGACAAGGUCGAGGAGGAGCUCAACGCGCUGAAGCCGCCGCCUGGGAUGCCCGGGUUCGGCGAGGACAAGGCCAACACCACCGUCGAUAACGGGCUGAUCGAUGACGCGACCCAGAUUGCCUCGCCCGAAAAGCCGAAGCCCAUGAGCGACGAGGAUAAGAUCGCCGCCAUCAAGAAGGCACAAGAAGAGGCAGCUACAAGCGAGGCCAUCGAGAAGCUCACCCUCACCCGGCGGUAUUACAACGAAGCGCUCAAAUUCAUCGACGUGCUUCACGACGCGACGGGUAUCGUGUGCCAACUGCUCGGAUCGAGGAACAAGAGCGAGGUGAUUGAGGCUAUCGACUACUUCGAGAUUGGCGACGCCUACAACAUCGAGCAGAACAAGGUCGGCAUCAGGCGCAUGCUGCGUCUCAUCUGGACCAAGGGCAAUAGCGACGAGGGCAAGGGCGUGCAGACUCACCUAAUUGAGUGCUACCGAAGGCUAUUCUUCGAGGCACCCGAUACCUUCAGCCCCAAUGAUGCCGCCAUCUAUGUUGCGCGCAACAUGAUCAGUCUCACCUUUGGCGCGACACCCGCCGAGCUGACGUCGCUCGAGCAGCUGCUCGCCACUAUGAUGAAGGCGGGGAUCAUCCCUGAGGCGGUCGUGUCGAAGUUGUGGCAGGUCUACGGGGUCCAGAGGCGCGAGAUGUCCAAGACGCAGCGACGCGGGGCCAUCAUCGUGCUGGGUAUGCUAGCGACAGCCAGCCCCGAGAUUGUGGUGGGCGAGAUUGAGACGAUGCUACGCACAGGUCUCGGGGGCCACGGCCGCAGCGAUCUCCAGCUGGCCAAGUAUACGUGCAUCGCGCUGAGGAGGAUCAACCCUCAGGGCCGGCAAGCCAAGGAGUCGACGGCCAAGUUCGCGCGCCUGCCCAACGACCAUGCCGUCUGCGUCCGCCUGGCAGCUAUCACCGAGGUGCCGUCGGACAGCAAGGAAUGGUAUGGUGUUGCCGAGCAGGCCAUCAACGCCAUUUACGCUGUCGCGAAGCACCCGGACACCCUAUGCUCAGGCAUUAUCCGCCGCAAGACUCGCCAGGUGUUUGGCAACUCGGGCUCGCGAUCAUCGUCUCGCCCGACGACGAGCGACGAGACACAAGCCAUGACGCAGGCGAUGACGCAGGCCAUCGACGUCGCGGAUCCCACGGUGACGCAGAUGCCGCAGUCGCAGGCGCAGACGCCGCCAAAGAAGCGCGACAAUGCCAUUGCGCUGUCGCAGCUGCUCUUCAUCGUUGGCCACGUAGCCAUCAAGCAGAUUGUGCACCUCGAGCUGUGCGAGCUCGACUUUAAGCGGCGGAAGCAGGAGAAGGAGAAGCAGGCCAGCCAGAAGACGGACAAGGAGAAGGAGGACGCGGACGAGUUGGACCUCAUCGGCGGCACGACCGAGGACGACUUCACCGAGGCCAUGGCGCACAUCCGGGAGCGCGAGCUGCUGUACGGGCCCAACUCGUUGCUGGCGCUGUUCGGGCCGCUCGUGUCGGAGAUUUGCGCCAACAACAACAUCUACGCGGACAAGGGCUUGCAGGCGGCGUCGACUCUGUGCCUGGCAAAGCUCAUGUGCGUGUCGUCGGAGUACUGCGAAACGAACCUGCCGCUGCUCAUCACCAUCAUGGAGCGGUCGCCCGACGCGACAGUGCGGUCCAACGCGGUGAUUGCGCUGGGCGACAUGGCGGUGUGCUUCAACCACCUGAUUGACGAGAACACGGACUUCUUGUACCGGCGACUGGCGGACGACGACGCGUCGGUCAAGCGGACGUGCCUGAUGACGCUGACGUUCCUGAUCCUGGCGGGGCAGGUCAAGGUCAAGGGGCAGCUGGGCGAGAUGGCCAAGUGCCUCGAGGACGAGGACCGGCGCAUCGCGGACCUGGCGCGCAUGUUCUUCACGGAGCUCAGCACCAAGGACAACGCCGUGUACAACCAUUUCGUGGACAUGUUCAGCCUGCUGAGCGCGGGUGGGCGGAUGGACGAGGAGAGCUUCCGGCGCAUCAUCCGGUUCCUGCUCGGGUUUGUCGAAAAGGACAAGCACGCGAAGCAGCUGGCGGAGAAGCUGGCGGCGCGGUUGGCGCGGUGCGAGACGGAGCGGCAGUGGAAUGACGUGGCGUUUGCGCUGGGGCUGCUGCCGCACAAGAACGAGGAGAUUUCCAAGACGGUGUCGGAGGGGUUCAAGGUGGUGCAGGCGGCGGCGUAG